AUGAAUACGCAAAUUCAAGCUUACACUCCAUUCUUGUCUUGUAUUUCUCCAUUUCCAUCAUUUCGUCGGAAUCAAUUGCUUAGGACAAACCCACGGUUUAUUGUGCGAGCAAGCCCUAAGAAGAUAUCAUUGGGUAAAGAGUGCAGACAGAAUCUACAAACUGGAAUUGAUAAACUCGCUGACGCUGUCUCUCUUACCGUAGGACCUAAAGGGAGAAAUGUUAUUCUUUCUGAAUCUGGAAAGCUUAAAGUAGUUAAUGAUGGUGUUACAAUUGCUCAAUCGAUAGAGCUUUCUGAUGCAAUUGAGAAUGCCGGUGCCAUGCUAAUUCAAGAGGUUGCAAGUAAAAUGAAUGAUUUGGCUGGUGAUGGUACUAGCACUGCUAUAAUUUUGGCUCGUGCCAUGAUUAAAUCCGGACUAUCAGCAGUUGCAUUUGGGGCUAAUCCUAUUUCUUUGAAGAAGGGGAUGGAAAAGACUGUAAAAGAUUUGGUGAAGUUCUUGAAGAAGAGAAGUAUUCCUGUUGAAGGAAGGGAUCAUAUCAAAGCUGUAGCCUCAAUUUCUGCUGGAAAUGACGAGUAUGUUGGUAAUUUGAUUGCUGAAGCUAUAGAGAAGAUUGGAUUUGAUGGGGUGGUCACCAUUCAGUCAUCCUCAUCAUCUGAAACCUCCGUGGUAAUUGAAGAAGGGAUGAAGAUUGAUAGGGGUUACAUGUCUCCUUACUUCAUUACCAACCAGGAGAAAUCCAUUGUGGAGUUUGACAAUGCUAAAGUUUUGGUAACUGAUCAAAAGAUUUUAAGUGUCAAAGAAAUAGUUCCUUUGUUGGAAAAGGCUAUGCAGUUAAGUGCCCCGCUCUUAAUUAUUGCGGAGGACGUCACGCCACAAGUGUUGGAAACGUUAAUAGUGAACAAAAUGAAAGGAUUACUACAAGUUGCAGCUGUAAAGUGUCCAGGAUUUGGAGAUGGAAAGAAAGCGUUGUUACAAGAUAUUGCGCUCAUGACAGGUGCUGAUUUUCUUUCUGGAGAUUUGGGUCUCACACUUGAAGGUACAACAUCUGACCAGCUUGGUACUGCGCAUAAAGUGACAAUAACCAGUAACACGGCAACUAUAUUUGCCGAUCCACACACUAAGGCUGAAAUUCAGGCUAGAAUUUUACAGAUUAAGAAGGAUAUUACUGAAACAGACAAUGCAAACCAUUCGAGGAAGCUCUCAGAGAGAAUCGCAAAACUCUCUGGUGGUAUAGCUGUUAUAAAGGUAGGCGCGCACACUGAGCUAGAACUUGAGGAUAGAAAACUAAGGAUUGAGGAUGCUAAGAAUGCUACUUUUGCUGCCAUAAAUGAGGGAAUUGUUCCUGGAGGGGGUGCCACAUAUGUCCACCUUUUGGACUUGAUACCUUCCAUAAAGAACUCCAUGGAAGAUCUAGAUGAGCAAAUUGGUACUGAUAUUGUGGCGAUGGCACUUGUCGAACCUGCUAAAACAAUUGCAGCUAAUGCUGGAGUUGAUGGAGACGUUGUUGUCGAGAAGACUAAAACGUUUGACUGGAGAAUCGGAUAUAAUGCCAUGACUGACACGUAUGAAGAUCUUUUGAAUGCUGGAGUAGCAGAUCCUAGCCGAGUUACAAGAUGUGCUCUUCAAAGUGCAGUCUCCAUUGCUGGUGUGGUUCUAACUACUCAAGCUAUAUUGGUUGAUAAAAUAAAGAAACCCAAGUCACGUAUACCUAUGGUCCCUGGUAUAACUCCCUAA
Vicia faba (fava bean) is the source of this 1734-nucleotide messenger RNA. The record is from the annotation of a GenBank genome assembly. NCBI's taxonomy places the organism in Eukaryota, Viridiplantae, Streptophyta, Magnoliopsida, Fabales, Fabaceae.